CCGCUGCUCCCGUCUAAUGCAGACCCAUUUGGUGAAAAACUGCUUUCUAACUGAAGGAAUGAACGGUAGCUAAUUCCGAAUUGAAUCAUUCGGGUCUUUUUCGUGCUUAAAAAUGAGCUUAAGGCUUCUUCUGACGGUUUUUGUUCUGACCACCUGUGGCAUCCAUGCCUGCCCGCGCUUGUGCUCCUGCUCCUUUUCACCUCGGGGCACUGAGGUGGAGUGCAGUGACACCUCCAUGACGUCCUUCCCCGUGGACGCUUUACCUCCCAACACCACUCGCUUAUCCGUCCAGUCCACCCGGCUCAGCGCCGUAGAACCCGGUCAUCUAGGCGCAGUGACCCUUCUGAGGAGUCUCCAGCUGUAUCACAACAAACUGGACAAGCUUCCUUGGGAUCUCCUGAGGAACACUUCCCAGCUGACCACUUUGGAUCUCACAGGUAACCAACUCGUACGAUUGCCUCCAAAGAUCUUCAACCAGAAGUCGCUGCGCAACCUGCUCCUUAAGAACAACCUCAUUGAAGAAGUCGAUGCUGAGUGGUUCUCGGAAACCAGCAGCCUCAUUCAGCUCGAUUUAUCCGGGAAUCUAUUAUCCCGCAUCCCGUCUGUUUUUCUCCACAAACUGGAACACCUAGAACAUCUAGACCUGAGCCAUAACAACCUUGAAGAACUCCAAGCCGGAGCCUUGAAGAACCUCCACCAACUGGACACCUUUAACCUCGCCAGGAACAAACUGAGCACCCUGAACCAUUCGCUUUUCAAACACAACCAGAGGCUCUCACAACUGUUCCUGCAGGAGAAUCAUCUCGGGGAGCUUCACCCGGCGCUCCUCUCGAGUCUGCCCCGCCUUCAGAUGCUUCUUCUCAACCAGAACCAGCUCCAACGUCUCCCCCAAAGCCUGCUGGAUGGCACAAACUCUACUUUCCAGGUGAUUCUGUCAGGGAACCCGUGGCUGUGUGAUGAGAAGAUAGACUAUCUGCGGCGAUGGCUUAUUGACCACCCUGGCAAUGUCUUCUUUUUGGACGAGGUCACUUGCACCGGCCCGGAAGCUCUCAAAAAUAGACCGGUGGCAUCUUUAACAGGACAUGACCUUGGUCUUGUCGGAGAUGAGGAAAAACACAAUUGAAAAUGAUCAUAAACAUCAUUGCACAAUACAAAUACACCCCCUAGUGGUGGUGCAAUUUAGUGUGUAAAUCAACACCAAAAUACUGUGCACACUAAAAAAUGCUGGGUUAUUUUGAUAACCCAAUUUAUGAGUUGCUUGUGUUGGGUUAAAUUUUGUUAUUUUUAUGAAUAGCAAUCCAUUUUUUGGGUUAUAAGGAUUUUAUUUCAAUUCAUUUCCUGGGUUUUCAAAAUGAUGAACCAUUUAUGGGUUGUUUUUCAACUAGCAACGCAUUUUUGGGUAAAAGGUUUUGGUUUUUUUUACUAAAAAUAUACUUUUUUCUUGAAGGGAAUUUUAUUAUGGAUUAAUCUUAUUAACAUUAUUUACAAACACCCAACAUUGAGUUAGCAUAACUCAACGUUUGGGUUAAAUAAGUGAACCCAAUAGAUAGGUGGUGAAUAACCCAACAUUAAGUUAUCAUAACUCAACUUUUGGGUUAAAUAAUUCAACGCAAAUUUGGGCUGAAAAAAAUGUACCCAAAAUGUUGAGUUAAAAUAACUCAAAUAAGGGGUUCAUCCUUUUCUGAACCAGCAGUUGGGUUAGAAUUGGGUUAUUUUUUAACCCAACAUUUUUUUAGUGUGUAAGCUCUUUAGUUUUUAGAUCUUUGUACAUGUCAAAGCUGGGCCAACAAAUCAACAAAUCAUUGAAUCGAACGAUAAAAGAAAAUGAACUUUGCCAUGUUCGUGUGUU
Molecule: messenger RNA, 1849 nt
Organism: Entelurus aequoreus (snake pipefish)
Lineage: Eukaryota; Metazoa; Chordata; Actinopteri; Syngnathiformes; Syngnathidae
Product: leucine-rich alpha-2-glycoprotein-like
Exons: 1
Coding region: 113-1123 (336 amino acids)
Molecular function (GO): protein binding
Source: RefSeq, a predicted model, not a curated record